UUGAGAGAGAUUUAGGGCUGAAAAAGACUGCAGAAAGAAUCCAGCUUGGAACCGCGUUGACUUCUCUGGCUCAGGGCUAGGGGAUUUUGGGAAAUGUAGUUUGUUGUGGCACAGAGCUAGGAAAGAAGGCUCAAUGCCUCACCAAACUACAGUGCUCAGGGCCUUAGUGACUUUCCUUCAGCGCAUGGGACUACAGCUUCCGUUGUUCCUGGCCAGCUGAGUGGGGGGAGUUGCAGUCCAACGCACUGGGCGCUGGGUUGUGGCUCCCCCUCAACUUCAGGGUAGUCUAUAUCUCAUAUAUUCAGCCAUUGUCCCCCCCUUGGUGGGCUCUCCUGCUGUCUGGACAGUUGGGGACAAUGGGAGUGGUAGUCUCAGCCGACUGGAGGCCUUGAGGUUGGGGCCUGGAACACAUUGCAGGGCAGGCUGCUGUCUCCCAUCUCCUUCUGUUGUGUUUGAUGGUCUUCCUUGUCAGGCUGCGCUGGCUCUUUGCCUUCACUCUUGGGCUGUGAGCUUUGGCUGGCAGCUCUUGACCCUUUCCCAAAAACAAAGACAAGCAAGUUCUGUAGAAGAAACAACAAAAAAGGGAAGGCCAACGUUGCCAUUACUUUAGAGACUUGAGUUAGGCUGUUGCUGCAUGUGCUUUAAAACUCUGUCAGUGUAGUGGCUCUUGGGGUGUUUUGUUAGGAAGGAAACAGCUUAAAACAAACUAAUGUGUUUGAGAGGUAAAGAGAUCUCAUUCUUCAUAGAAAAGGUGUGUGGAUAAACGGGUGGAGAAGGCUCUUCUCUGUCUGAGACCACAGAGUGAGAAUGCUGUUUGAAAUACUUAUUAUUCGUCAAGCUGGCAUAAUGGUUGGUUUUACUGUUAAAAUGGUAUAUGCCCGUUCCUCCUGAGGAUAUUUGGAGACCACUGAAACAGGUGGUUUCCAGCUUUGGGGGCUCCACAUGUUUGGGAUUCCGUGCCACUGAGAUGUCUGAUGAGGAAAUCCAGCAGAAAUCGCUAGCAGCAGCGACAGCCUCCUUAGAAGGCAAAGCGCCUGUGGAGAGAGCAGCCUUAAUUCACCAGCAUAUUGGUCGCAGGGAGAUGACAGAUAUGAUCAUUGAGACCAUAAAGCCUAAUGCAGAUGAAGUGAAAGUGGCAAUGGAAGAAGGGAAAGCUUCUGAGGCUUCUUCUUCAGAAGACCGAAGCAAACAUGAUGGUGGUAUUGGGACAAUCCUGGAUUCCCCGUCAAAGCAGCUGCCGGACCAAAUUUCUUUCUUCAGUGGCAAUCCAUCUGUUGAAAUAGUUCAUGGCAUCAUGCACCUCUACAAGACAAAUAAGAUGACCUCCUUAAAAGAAGAUGUGCGGCGCAGUGCCAUGCUCUGCAUUCUCACGGUCCCUGCCACAAUGACCAGCCAUGAUCUCAUGAAGUUUGUGGCUUCCUUCUACGAAGUCAUUGAGCACAUGAAAAUCAUCCGAGACUCCACCCCGAACCAAUACAUGGCCCUGAUCAAGUUUAGUACGCAGGCAGAUGCAGAUAGUUUUUACAUGGCUUGCAAUGGCCGGCAAUUCAACUCCAUAGAAGAGGAUGUUUGUCAGCUGGUCUAUGUAGAGAGAGCAGAAGUCUUCAAGUCGGAAGAUGGGGCCAGCCUUCCUGUCAUGGACCUGACUGAGCUUCCAAAGUGCACUGUCUGCCUGGAGAGAAUGGAUGAAUCUGUCAAUGGAAUUCUUACAACGCUUUGCAAUCACAGCUUCCACAGCCAGUGUCUGCAGCGCUGGGAGGACACCACGUGUCCUGUAUGCAGGUAUUGUCAGACGCCUGAACCUGUAGAGGAGAACAAGUGCUUUGAGUGCGGAGUCCAAGAAAAUCUGUGGAUAUGUCUGAUAUGUGGGCACAUUGGCUGUGGGCGCUAUGUGAGUCGGCAUGCUUAUAAGCACUUUGAAGAGACGCAGCACACCUAUGCCAUGCAACUGACCAACCACCGUGUCUGGGACUAUGCUGGAGACAAUUAUGUCCAUCGGCUGGUGGCAAGCAAGACGGAUGGAAAGCUAGUCCAGUACGAGUGUGAGGGGGAUAUGUGCCAAGAGGAGAAGAUUGAUGCCUUACAGCUUGAAUACUCAUACUUGCUGACAAGUCAGCUGGAGUCGCAGCGUAUCUACUGGGAGAACAAGAUUGUCCGAAUAGAAAAGGAUACGGCAGAAGAGAUUAACAACAUGAAGACUAAAUUUAAAGAGACCAUUGAAAAAUGUGACACAUUGGAGCAGAGACUGAAUGACCUGCUCAAGGAGAAGCAAUCACUGGAAAGAAAGUGCAGCCAGCUGAGUAGCAAAGUGUGUAAACUCACCACUGAACUGAAAGAGGAGCAGGAAAUGAACAAGUGUUUGCGAGCCAACCAGCUCUUGCUUCAGAACAAGCUGAAGGAAGAGGAGAAGCUGCUGAAGGAGACAUGUGAGCAGAAGGACUUGCAGAUCACAGAGGUCCAGGAGCAGCUCCGGGAUGUCAUGUUUUACCUGGAGACGCAGCAGAAGAUCAACCACCUCCCUGUGGAGGCGAGGCAGGAAAUCCAGGAUGGACAGAUCAAUAUUGCCAUGGCAUCAGCCAGCUCAUCUGCAGGGGGUGCAGGGAAGCCUUCUUCCCGGAAAGGUAGAGGCAAGAGGGGCAAGUGAGAGAGGUGGCAAAGGCAACUGACCUUACCAAAACUGGCCACGGGGGGUGGCCAUGGGCAGAGUGAGAGUUGCCCCUUAGGCAACAUAGGCACCGGAGUCUAUUGAAGGAUCAGUUACCACUUUCCAGAUCCUUUCCUACCCUGUUGCACUAGCCUGCGGCAGUUGACAGCCCGGAAGGCUCUUUCCUGGGUGAGCUAGCUAGCUUCCUUCUAGGCAGUCUAUAAUAACUCCUUUUGGCUCUCGUGCUUUAUUGAACUCCUCCCCACCUUCUUUUCCUAGUCUCUGCUGCUUUCCUGGGAACACUGUUCAGUUGUAGCUGUUUGCUUGGAAUUUGACUUUAAAAAAAAAAAAAAAUAAGAGCAACAACCAAAAAGGUCACAGAGCCUCAGGUUUAUUUCAGGAGGAAUGGGAAGGGAGGAGUGCAGCCUUUUAACCUCUUCCAUAACCAGGGGGUAGGCCUCGACCCAGGACUUUCCUCUUCCACCAGACACCUGGCUGAAUGUCGUCUUUGCUCAGAGCGUUGGCGAGGGCAGGUGGAGGAGCUGCGAGCACUGCCUCUCCAUUUUGCCAUGAAGCCUUUUUCCUAAACCUUGCUCCCCUUCCCUUUGCUCUACUCGAGUGCAAGCAGUGCCUAAUGGGUUGCAGCCUCUUUUCCUCAGUACUUCCAACACCCCUUUCCUCUUGACAGUCUCUUUUUUUCUGCCUUGAUACCUGACUAUGCAGUACAUGGGAAUGCAUGUAACCAAACUCUGCCAGAAAAGCUGCUUUGGGUGAGAGUGAUUUGAAACGAUGCACCCACAUGGUGCCCUCUCCCCUGCUCUGUGACAACUCCACUUCAUUGCCCAAAGCAGUGUUUCCAUUGUAGGGCUCCAAGCAUGGACGUUCCAAUGCAGAUAUGCAUUUGGAAGUCCAGGAGGGGAAGGGUUUCACCUCCCUGGUCCCCUCUACUCACUGCUGUGCUCCAAAUCUCCCUUUCCCAAAAGAAGCAGAUAAUGAACAGAGGAGGGGCUCUUGGUAGCUGGUUGUAUAUGAAUCAGAAUUGGUCCUUUGUCAGUCGGGGAAGCACAAUUUUAACAGAGUGAGCCUGAUUUAAGAAGUUUAAAAGCCAAAAAUACCCAGCAGUGAUCUGAAGGGAGAUGUCAAGGGCUGGAAGACCCUUUCCAGCUCCUGCUUUUGAAGCGUAUGCCCUGUCUUUUCCACUUGCUGCUUGAGUGUGACCACAGUAUCACUCACUGUCUUCUACUUCAAGGCCAUUGUGAAUGGCCAAGGCUCUGAAAUACACACUUUGGCUUGUUUCUGCCUGCAGCAUACCCUUUGAAAUAAGAAAGAAAAGCAAUCCACAUUUCCUUAAAGGAAAGUUUUUUUUACUAUGCCUAACUGUUGCUUGUUUGCUAGAUGAGCACCUUCAUUUACUCGGUAUUGGUAUUACCCUCAGUGGCAAGUUUUCACCUCUUGCAGACUGGUAUAGCUAUAUGACCUUAAGCAUUGUCUCCUCUGUUCUCCCUACCUUUGCCUGUGAAAUAAGGAUGAUGUGAGUGCAAUAUUGGUGUGAUGGUCAUGGGAAGAUGUUCAUCCACAGAGAAGGUAGCAGAGAGGUUCACUGAUUAUGAACUGUGAAAUCCACCAUAUGAGAAAUUAAUUUUGGGAGUACCAACAAUAAUUGUUUCCUAAAUAUGUUCCCUCCCUCCCAUUGAAUCUUUUGUUAGCAGGCUACUAUGGUAACACCAGUGUAAGCCCAGCUGUACUUUUGCCUCAGUUUAGAGGCUUGUUCUCACAUUUUGUUUGGGUCAAGAUCUGGGGAAGUUUUGCAUUUCCUCUGGAGCGUUUGUGUUUUUAAUGUAGUUUGUGGUCCAGAUUUUUGAGAAAUUGAUGAGUUGCGAGUUGUUGGAAGUGCAAGAGACCACAUGGGAGCUGGAUGUGCACACUGUUAAGUUGGAAAAACUGUUGGCUGAGCUGGGAGUGGUCUUCUUUAUUUGCAGGUUAGACUGGAGUUUGGCUGGCACUCAAAGGAUCCAUAGAUGUGUACGGUACUUUCUAAAAAGAUGUACUCUGCUGUACCACCUGCAAUGAAAAUCUUAUUAAACUGGAUGAAACAUACACA
Molecule: messenger RNA, 4745 nt
Organism: Sceloporus undulatus (fence lizard)
Lineage: Eukaryota; Metazoa; Chordata; Lepidosauria; Squamata; Phrynosomatidae
Gene: BRAP
Product: BRCA1 associated protein
Exons: 12
Coding region: 875-2644 (589 amino acids)
Biological process (GO): protein ubiquitination; Ras protein signal transduction
Cellular component (GO): cytoplasm
Molecular function (GO): zinc ion binding; nucleic acid binding; ubiquitin protein ligase activity
Source: RefSeq, a predicted model, not a curated record